This is a messenger RNA of Oxyura jamaicensis (ruddy duck), 8098 nucleotides long. RefSeq names its product MLX interacting protein (gene MLXIP). NCBI's taxonomy places the organism in Eukaryota, Metazoa, Chordata, Aves, Anseriformes, Anatidae. Gene Ontology annotation, biological process: regulation of transcription by RNA polymerase II. The coding region runs from base 100 to 2856 and encodes 918 amino acids. Gene Ontology annotation, cellular component: nucleus. Gene Ontology annotation, molecular function: DNA-binding transcription factor activity, RNA polymerase II-specific; RNA polymerase II cis-regulatory region sequence-specific DNA binding; protein dimerization activity. The transcript is spliced from 17 exons. The record is from RefSeq and is a predicted model, not a curated record.
CCGGCCCGGGGCGGAGCGGGGCGGUGGCGGCGCGGAGCGGAGAGGAGCGGGCGGCGAGCUCGGCCGGGGGCUGGCGGCAGCAGCAGCAGCAGCGGGGCCAUGGCCGCCGACGUGUUCAUGCGGCCGGCGCGGCUCCUGGGGGCGGCGGGGCCGCUGUCCCCCCGCACGGAGCCCGACGAGGACUCGUCGGACACGGACGACGGCGGCGCCUCGUCGCCGGGCGGAGGGCGGCGGUGCGGGCCGCGGCGGGGGCAGCCUCCGGGUCCCCAGAUCAUCCACUCGGGCCACUUCAUGGUGUCGUCGCCUCACAGCGAGCACCCUCCCAAGAAGGGCUACGACUUCGACACGGUCAACGAGCAGACCUGCCAGACCUACCAGUUCGGGGCGGCCCGGGGCGGCGGAGGCGCCGGGGGGCGCCUCAGCAUCGACGCUUCCCUCACGAAGCUCUUCGAGUGCAUGUCCCUGGCCUACAGCGGGAAGCUGGUGUCACCAAAAUGGAAAAAUUUUAAAGGCUUGAAACUUCAGUGGAGAGAUAAAAUCCGUCUCAAUAACGCCAUCUGGAGGGCAUGGUACAUGCAGUACCUGGAGAAGCGCAAGAAUCCUGUGUGCCAUUUCGUGACUCCACUGGAUGGCUCUGUUGAUGUAGAUGAACAUCGUCGGCCAGAGGCCAUUGCAACAGAAGGGAAAUACUGGAAACGAAGAAUUGAAAUAGUCAUCAGGGAAUACCACAAGUGGAGAACAUACUUCAAGAAAAGGUUACAGAAGCAUAAAGAUGAAGAUCUUUCGAGUUUGGUCAGGGACGAUGAUGUGGUUCUCUGGCAAAAAAGAAGAUAUGGCAGAGAAACCCCUGUACCUAUGGAGGAAGGCAGCCUCUUGGAUGCCGAUAUGCUUAUGUCUGAGUUCACCGACACACUGUUCUCCACACUGUCUUCACAUCAGUUGGUUUCCUGGCCAAAUCCCAGAGAGAUAGCACACUUAGGAAAUGCUGACAUGAUUCAACCAGGGCUUAUUCCUCUCCAGCCAAAUUUUGAUUUCAUGGAUACCUUUGAGCCUUUUCAGGAUCUAUUCACACCCAGUCGUUCCAGUAGUUAUUACCCCUCUGUGUCUGCUGCCAGCUCAGCUACAACGGACAGCAGCAGCCAUUCUUCCCAGUCUCCUGUCCUGCCGUCGGGUUCCUUGCCCAACACACUUCCAUCUGGGAACAUCAGCGAUGGACUGAUUGCUUCCUCAGUACCUGCUCCUGUCAUUCCUGAUGUUGGCACUGACCAGUGUUCCAGCAUUAGAAGCGGGGGAUCUUUCAUCCAGCCAUCAGACUUCGCUCCUGACUCUUCUCUCAGCGGGCCACAAACUUUUGUCCCAGUGUUUCAGACACCUUUGCCACUGCUUCAACCUGCGACACAACAGCACCAGUCCCCGUUGCCUGCAGUGCCUCUGAAUACUAGCUUAAGCUCUCCACCAUCUGCUUUUGCUGCACCAGAAACCCAGAAGUUUGGCCUCUGCAAAUCUACAGUUAUCACCCACACAGCUUCAGCUACGUUGACGCACAACGCCCCAGCCACCACCUUCAGCCAGAGCCAGAACCUCGUCCUGGCAACGCAGCAGCCAGGUGCAGGAGUGCCUUGUAACCUGGCUUUCCAGACUACUGUCCUGCAGGGGCAGCCCCGGCCCCAGUUGCAGUCCCAACUGACAUUUGCACUCCCCAAAGCCGUUCCCCUGGCCAGCGCUGGGACAAGGCCCAAACAGUCACAAAAAACAGUGCCUGCUCCGAAGCCUGAAACUGUGUCCUUAGUAUUAAAGAAUGCCUUCAUCACCCCAGCUGCCUUUCAGGGACAGUCCAGAGCUGUGAUUGUAACUCCAGCACCUUUAAAAAGAGAGGGGAUUUUGACGCCAGCCAUGUCUCAGUCUAAUGUUGCAAUUGCACCAGCUGGAAUUGCCAGAGCUCCCGGGGUGACGGAGUUCCGUAGUAACAUUCUGGUUGGUCCAGCACAGCAAGCACCAAGUAGCCAACAAACCCAGUCCACAGUCUCGCAUCUCUUCUCUCCUAGUGUAGUCCAGGAUGGGUUGGUGAAAGGAGAGCAAAUCCCUUCCCACAGUAGCAGUUCACAAGUUCCUUCACCUACACCUAGCCGAGACUGUCAGAAUUCUGGCCAAGCUUCCCCAUGCACCUCUGAGCAGAGCCCCAGUCCGCAGUCUCCCCAGAACAGCAGCUCAGGAAAACCUGCCACUGACCCUCAGAUGGCUGCAUUUAAGAUGCAAAGAAUGAAGCGUAUUUCAUCAGAACAAAAACGAAGGUUCAAUAUCAGGAUUGGUUUCAGUACUCUGAACAGCUUGGUUUCGGCCAACUCCAAGUCGAUCAGCCAUGCAAUCACUCUCCAGAAAACAGUAGAAUAUAUCGCUAAACUACAGCAGGAAAGAACACAGAUGCAAGAGGAAACCAGGCGCCUUCGGGAAGAAAUCGAGGAGCUAAACGCUGCCAUCAUUUCUUGCCAACAGCAGCUCCCUGCUACUGGGGUUCCAAUAACACGACAAAGGUUUGACCGCAUGAGGAGUAUGUUUGAUGAAUACGUGAGGAACAGGACCCUCCAGAACUGGAAGUUCUGGAUCUUCAGCAUUAUUAUUAAGCCAUUGUUUGAGUCCUUCAAUGGGAUGGUUUCCACAACAAGCUUUAAGGAUCUGAAUCAAACUGCAAUAGCAUGGCUGGAUCAGCACUGUUCUCUCCCUGUUCUGAGGCCAAUGGUGCUGAGCAGCCUUCGGCAUCUAAGUACAAGCACCUCAAUUCUGUCAGAUCCAUCGUGCCUGCCAGAGCAAGCCACAGAGGCAGUUAGCAAGAUGAACAAAGCAUCUGGUGAAACCUAACAACCAAAGACAGUGAGUUGCUUGUACAAGGGGUGGAGAACCUGCCAGUCUAGCAGCCUGGUGAGUCUCCUUUCAGUUGGUGCACUUUAGAAAGAAUACUCUCCAUCACCCAAGACCUUCAGGGCAUCUGUCUCUGCCUUCAGAAUAUGUGGAAGUGUGAUGCAACGUUGUCGUAACGUUUUGAUUCCUCUUCAGUGCUGUACUCUACUCCAUGAAGUGAGAACACCAAGCUCAGGUAAAUUUAGCAGGUUUGAUUCCUGCAGGCAGCAAUAUAUCUCCAUCAAUGCAGCAUGCAUCCGUAUGCAACAAACAUCUUUCUAUAAGACAGCUUCAAGUACUAAGUUCUCUGAAGUGUAAAUCUUGUACACCAAGGAAUGUUCUCUUAAAGGGGAAAUAUACUUUCAACUUUCAAUUUUGUGAAGCAAAAUCUGCUUUUCAUUUUGUUUUCUGGUGUUCAGUUCCAUUUGUUUUACUUGAAUAGUAAACAACUGCUUAAACAGGAUUAUAUUAAAAACCAAAGGAGAAGAAAAAUCCAUCAGCGACGUCAACUCGUGGAAAAUACUAAAUUAAAAUCUCAGGCUGUGUUUUGUGUAUUUUUAUUUUAAUGAGUGUACCAUUGCAUAUGAUCAGUUCCAAGGCAUGCUUUAUUUUCUAGCAAAUAAAGUAGCUGAUUUUUAUUAUUUUUCUGAUAUAGCCAUUGCAAGUGAGUAGCAGGCUGUGCAGUAAGUGCAAAAAAGCAGUUAUAGAUUGCACAGAUUCUGCAAUCAAGAUAGAUACAUGAAUUUCAUAUCUAUUUAACCUCUGAACUGUUUUCUUGCACUCUGCAGAGUUCAGCUGCCUUCCUCAUAAAAUGUGCACAUAUAAAACACAUCCAUAGGUAAAUGUCAUAGUGCUUCAAAGACUAAAAUGGAAUUCAUAGCGUUAAGAAAUUUUUUUUUUUUUGUCUCAGAAAGCAUAUCAAACCACAUGGACUUGUAGUCAAUUUUUAGAUUUGUCUUUUUUACCUGUUCUUUUUGCCUUCUAUUUCAAAUACCUAAAGGACUUAGCCAAGCUUGGUCUGUAUGGUAAAGUUAUGUUCAACAGGAAUUAUAAAACACAUAAAGAUAAGUUAAAACCCGCAUAACAUUUUUCUGUGGCAGUCCCUGAAGUACUGCCCUUCACUGCAGAUAAGCUUAGUCUUGUUACAGCAGUGAUAGUCUGUCCAUCCUUAGACAUCACUGGGAUGUUCAUUCUGGCCAGUUUUUCUUGAUGUAGUCUGGAAUGAUCCUCUGACCCUUGUAAUGCCACUCUUGAUUCUGAUGCUUUAGAGCUAUUCAGAGUGUGGAUAAAGUUUCCCUGUCACCUCCCCCAAGUAGUUUCUUCCAGUUUGAAGAGCAAGCUCUCAGUGCAAAGCUGAGGAGCAGCUUAAAUAUUUGGACAUAGCAAAUUCUGAAAUGGGGUCAGUAGGUUCUCCUUUAGGGGAUGUGCUUUUUCUCUGCGUUGUGCCUAAUCUUCCCCACUUGCUGGGCCAAACCUUAAAAAGCAGCAAUAGGUUUGGGGAGUGGGACUGAGCACAGAGAAUAAUUUUCCUUUCUUCCUUAUCCUGAGAUUUCGCAGCUAGUGGCUUUCAUUGCAGAGUUGGCUUAUGUGUGAGCAGGACUGUAACAAGAAGAAAGCAUAAAGGGCUGCCCCAGGGCCCUCUCCCUGAGCCUGAGAGUUGUGGAAGAGGGGGGCUGAAAGGGACUUGUGCAGGUAGCCAUUCAGGGGGAAGGAAUGUAAGGAGAAGGCAAAGCAGCGUGACCGAAGUACCAGCAUGCCUUUCUGUAGCUGUGCAUACAUUCAAGAUGCUCUUUUCUUUUACAGUAGAUCUGACAUAUCAUUUAAAUCUUGUGGCACAUGGAAAAAAACUGAAAUAGCAAGUAGCUUUUCUAGGGGAACCCAUAUCCAGGUCUUCCAUACAACAUAGUUUAUUCAAAUAAGCAGUAUUUUGGGGAUGCAUCUAGAUAAAAGAUGUUGAAUAAGUCUAAAUUAAUUUUUAAUCAGUGUUUUAGUCCUCCUAUUUCUAUCACUGUUUGUGAACUUGGUUCCAGUUAAAUCAUUUAACAGUGUGAUUAGCUGGGGAGCACCCCUCAAGUUCUUUACUGUGCUAUCUUGUUGAGAUGCACAGAUACCUACAUGCAUAUUUGCAUGUUAAAAAUAUGUAUCCAGUUUUCUAGAAAGAAGUCAGCAGGCAAAUUGUCCAGGAACAGACUCACUUGUGUUUUUUCUGUACUUUUCAGAUAAGCCUAUCCUGUAAUGCUUCCCCUGCAAUGUGGUCUCCUGCUCGUCAGGCAGCAGUUUUGCCUGUUUUUUUUGUUUGUUUGUUUGUUUUUGUUUACCAUGUUCUUAACCAGGUGUCUGCAACUGAGGUUGCAGUGUUCACAACACUACAGUGUUGUCUCAACAAACAGUGUGCUACAGGCAUUCCUCAAAGCCUAGGGAAGUAUGGUGAUUUCUAAGCUUAAAUCCUACCAUUUCAGAUGUCACUGAAUGAAUUGGAAGCUAAAAAGGACCUUAAAGAAAUAGAAAGGGGGUGUGUGUAUGACUGAAAUGCUAAAAAGUAUUGCCCAUUAGCAGUUCUGAUCUGGAUGUGAAUGGAAAAAAACAUCACACUCAUUGCAUCAUGAGUUGAUUACAAUUGGAGGGAAAGUGCUUAUUGUAAUAAUUUGUGAUGGAGGAACAAGCUCACGGCACUUCUACAAGACUGCAAAUCUUAACAUAGUAAAGAGAAAAAAAGAAUAAAUCAAAGAUCACUCACUUAGGCAAGAGUGUAGGAGGGAGGGAAGGAAGGAGUAGUGUAAAGAUACUUUCCACAUAGUUCAAUUACCAGAAAUGAUGUGGCUCCUCUUUGAAGGAGUGAUUCAGUGUAUUUUCGUCACCUAACUAUUACAAAUCAGAAUUCUUUUCUCUUAUCAGUCAACUUUGUGAAGGGUGUGAUUUUACUUUAUUUGGAAGCACAGGAGGAAAAAGCUAUAUGGUAUAUCUCAUCUCUGCACAUUUGAGGUACUGAGGAUUAGUGUGAAAAGAGAUUGGCCACGUAUGUAUUAAUUCCUGUCUAGAUUCUCACUUGGAUAUAUAUUUGAACUGUUUAGUCUUUCUGCCUUCCUCAUUCGGGACUCUAAGUAAUAUAUUUCUUUUUUUUUGAAAACAAAACAAAACUUUGGUACCACUUACUCCCCUGACUUACAUAGUCCGACUUCCUCUAUGUCACCAAAGUACGUUAAGCAAGCAAAACACACGGUGCCUGUAGUCUACACAGAAUUACAGAUGAUGCAUGUCAGUCUUCAGUGAAUUGGUCCAGACUUUUAAAGAAUCCCCACAUAAGCAAAUGCAGCUCAUAAUUAGUCAAAUCCAACAUAUUUUGCUCAAUAAGGGAGGGGAUAGAUAAAAUAUUUGUGGCCUGUGAUACCCACCAAGAUCAAACAGAUUGUCUAGUGGUGCCUUCUGACCUCAAAUUCUAUUAAUCAAUACGCUGUAGAAGCCCCUAAUCUCUCCCCAGCUUCUAGAGAAAUUAUGCAUUAUCUGAUGAACUUAUUAGUCUUGUAUGAUACUUCCUGUUAAGAUGAGAAAUAAGCAGUGAAAGCAGACUAGAAUUUAAUAAAUUAAUUAGUAGUAGGGAUUUUGACAAGACCGUGCUUCAUCUGGCAGUCCAAUCUCUGCGCAGAACCCAUGGGUUCCUUGUUACUACCAUUUGAUCCGACUGCCGUGUUCUUCCCUGCUUUUCCAGAGCCCUAGGGGAGCUUUCCUUCAAGGGAGACUUACUAGAAUACUUCUAUCUGUGCCUUGGAUCUUGGGGUCCUGUAUGCAUUUGAUGCAUCUUAAGUCUUACAUUCUUAACCCUAACGUGGAAAACUCAGUGAAACGACAAAGUGGGGGUUCCCUUGGUUUUAAGAGAAGGUAUCAUCUGCAUGGCAUUACUGUGCCCCUUUGAACCCGAGGUGGUGAAAAAUUGUGUGGAUGGAUGGGAGGAAGGAAGGAGAAAAAUGGCCUUUCCUGCUGACUUCACUGUCUUUCCCUCCCACGUACUCAGGGGCACACCUACCCCAAAGUCUGACAGAAACCUAGUAAAGAUGCACACGAUUAAAUCUCUAAAUCUGGAAUGGCUUAAGAAGUCAAAGGGCUGGCAGAUUGCAUUGGAAAAUAGCAUCCCUUUAUUUUGUGCCCUCAGGUUUUUUUUUCCACAGUGUGUGUGUCCACACUUAGGCUCACAUUGCAGAGGUGAGGGGCUGGGUAGACUUCAUUUUGUUUGCAAGAAGCUCACUGCAAAACCAUUCAGUAACAUAAUUCUUUUUUAGUCCAAAUUAUUUGGAAGCUAAAUCACUUCCUGUGUUUCUGGGACGGAUAAUUCUUGCCUCAACGUUCCCAACAUGAAGAUACUGCUAAAAUAAAACUGAUAGUCAACUAUUUUGACUUUUUUUUCUUCUCUCUUUUCUAUCAUUCUUUGCACUUUUUGUAAGGAAAAAGAAAAAAAACACCCCGAAUGAAAAGGCUGAUGAUCCCUGGCUUAGGUGCUUUAUGGAUUCGGUUGCACAAAUCUCAGAGGACUGUGGACAGCUCUUGGUGACUUGUAGGAGGUAUUUUUUUUUAGGGGAGACAACAGGAAUUUUCCGAUUUCUCUGUCAAUUUAUAGACUUGCAUUUCUGAGGAGAUCGUUUGUUUUUGAGGGGUUUCUUGUAUGGGACCCCAGUAUGGUUUCCACAACGUCAGCUAAGGCCUCAACUUCCCUUUUGUUUUUUGGAUGGAUUUCAUGCUUAUUUGCUGUGUUAUAGCAGAAGUGGUAGUACCAAAUUGUAGAUUGAUCUGCAAAACUUGAUUCAGUUAGAAGGAAGAACAUCUUAGCUAUGUAAUACAAAGGCUUUCUAGCCAUCGUCUGAACUGCUUUUAUAUCUGAACAUUUCCAACAUGAAUAGGGUUUUGAAUCAGAAGAUACCAGUUAGGAGCAAUUGUCUUACUUAGCAAUUCAAAGAACAAACUGCUCCUCCUCUUCUUGUAUUUAGAUGUGUUUAAGUGAAUGGAGUUCAUUCUUGUUGUUCAAAAAAAAAAGCUUGGAGGUUUGAGGACUUCAGGUUGUACUCUUGCUUUUGCCUAGGUUUCCUGUUCUGUUGCAUGACACAACUUCUGUUGUGCUGUUGAUAUGUAGCACUUUUCAGUAGGUCUGUUAAAUUGUGCAAUGCAUUUUUUUAUAUUUACAACCAAAACAAUAAAGGUUAUUUUUUGGAAGAAA